UUUAAUAACCGGUCACAUGAUGUUCCUCGCCUACCAUAAAGUAGGUAAACAUCGAGCGGUGUAGUUGUUUGGUAAAAGAAGACACACAAAGUGGUUAAAAAAAAUUACAAUGAGGAAUUUUCUUGUUAUAGCGCUCUUCUCGUUGGCUGUGUGCCAAAUUUUUGCUGACGAUAAAUUAGAAUGCUAUCAGUGCGAACCAGUGACCCAGGAAUGUGCCGUUGAAAAGGCAAAUGUGGUACCUUGUGGUUCUCAUAGCACCUCAAAGUGCAGUAAACAAGUGAAGAAAGGUUCUAGUGAUGAAAGCAAAGCUAUAAGAAAAUGUGUGGUUCCUGAUAAAAACGGUCAAGUUUUAUGCCCCGACAAUUACGAUUGUACCAACUGUAAUAGCGAUAAAUGCAAUUCUGGAUCAAACUUGAAAGUGACUUGGUUUAGUUUGGCUGCUGUUUUAUUUGCCGCUUUGUAUAUUUAAAGUAACAAAUUAAUGUAAAUAAAUGUAAAUUUUGUCGAGAAUAAAUUUUGGAACUUG
Molecule: messenger RNA, 526 nt
Organism: Tribolium madens (black flour beetle)
Lineage: Eukaryota; Metazoa; Arthropoda; Insecta; Coleoptera; Tenebrionidae
Exons: 3
Coding region: 110-469 (119 amino acids)
Source: RefSeq, a predicted model, not a curated record